AUGGAUUUGGACCAGUGGAUCUCAAAGGUGAAGGAAGGACAGCAUCUAUUGGAGGACGAGCUUCAACUCCUAUGCGAAUACGUAAAAGAGAUUCUUAUUGAGGAGUCCAAUGUGCAACCUGUAAACAGUCCGGUCACUGUUUGUGGUGAUAUUCAUGGCCAGUUCCACGACCUAAUGAAACUUUUCCAGACUGGAGGCCAUGUACCAGAGACGAAUUACAUAUUCAUGGGAGAUUUUGUUGAUCGAGGUUACAAUAGCCUUGAAGUUUUCACUAUCCUUUUGCUUCUUAAAGCGAGGUAUCCAGCUCAUAUUACCCUUUUGCGUGGUAAUCAUGAAAGCAGGCAACUUACCCAGGUAUAUGGCUUUUAUGAUGAAUGCCAGAGGAAGUAUGGAAAUGCUAAUGCAUGGCGGUACUGUACAGAUGUUUUCGACUAUCUGACGCUUUCAGCAAUUAUAGAUGGAACUGUGCUAUGUGUCCAUGGUGGACUUUCUCCUGACAUCCGAACAAUUGAUCAAAUAAGGGUUAUUGAGAGAAACUGUGAAAUUCCACACGAGGGGCCAUUUUGUGAUCUCAUGUGGAGUGAUCCUGAAGAUAUUGAAACAUGGGCAGUAAGUCCACGUGGAGCAGGUUGGCUUUUUGGAUCCAGAGUCACUUCUGAGUUCAACCACAUAAAUAAUCUUGAUCUGGUUUGUCGGGCACACCAACUUGUUCAAGAAGGUCUUAAGUACAUGUUUCAAGAUAAAGGCCUUGUAACUGUCUGGUCGGCACCAAAUUACUGUUAUCGGUGUGGGAAUGUAGCUUCUAUUUUGAGUUUUAACGACAAUAUGGAGAGAGAGGUGAAGUUCUUCACUGAAACAGAGGAGAACAACCAGAUGAGAGGACCCAGGACAGGAGUACCUUAUUUCUUAUGA
Molecule: messenger RNA, 912 nt
Organism: Prunus armeniaca (apricot)
Lineage: Eukaryota; Viridiplantae; Streptophyta; Magnoliopsida; Rosales; Rosaceae
Source: the annotation of a GenBank genome assembly